GCGAGGCUCUUUCUCGCGCCUCCACAUCUCUAUCAUCGACACGCUGUAUAGUGAGCAUAGAUAACGGCAUAGUCUACGAGGUAUCUGCUCUGUAUUCAGAGCUUCUCGCGCCGAAACGAUUGACUUAGCGCGGUAGGUCUCUGUUUGCCUCACUGCUGAUUGUCUCUUCCAUUCGUCACCAACACACCAAUUUGCUCUGGCUUGCUCCUACCUUUUCUACUUCAGAUCUUGCAUGCCCUUUGCUCAGAUCAUUCAUCAUUCUUCAACAUGGAUAUAGACAAGAUCUCUUUCCCUACUCGUCUUCUUGACGUUCUCGAAGCCAUUGCAGAAGCACACUUCGUGUCUUUCGAUCUUGAGCUCUCAGGUGUGCCUGUCAAGGGACAAGCAAAGGAGAAACCGGGCAAGCCUUCACUGCAAGAACGCUACCUCGAAACCAAGAGAGCUGCUGAGCAAUUUCAGAUCUUGCAGAUCGGUAUCACAUGCGUUGAGGACGAUGUGCUCCAGAAUGCUUAUGUCUGCAAACCUUUCAACUUCAACCUCAGUCCCAUCAUUGAGGAGCGUCUAGAUGUCGAUCGCACUUUUUCCUUUCACAGCGGAGCCGCCGAAUUCCUGCUCGGCGUCGGCUUCAAGUUCGAUCUUCCCUUUACAUCUGGAGUUCCUUACCUUUCCAGAGACGAGGCUCAAAUCGCAGGAGACAGAGCUGCUGCGAGGGACGACAAGUCGUCGUUCACCGAUAUAGAAAUCAAGCCCGAGGACGUUCAAGCUCUGGAGUUUCUUCGUAGAGUCCGUUCAGAGGUCGAUGACUGGUUGAAGACUGGCCAGCCGAGUGCCCAUUCUGUCGUCAUCGCUCCCCUUGAGUCCAACGGAGAUGCCAACCCUGAGCUGAAUCGCUUCGAAAGACGACUAGUACAUCAGAUUAUUCGUGCAGAGUACUCGGAUCUCGUCAGCAUUCCCAACAAAGGCCUUGUACGCGUUUCCAGACUUGACCCCGAGCGUGAAGAGUACAUCAAGGCUCAGCGUAAAAGAGAAGUACAGGAACGAAUUGUUCGUCAGACUGGCUUCAGGUGGAUCGUGGAGGCUCUUUGCGGAAACCCUCCAGAAGGCAUUGAUGUCAGAUCUUUUGCCCAAACUCCCGGAGGCGUUCCCGCAUUUGUCGACUUAGAUGCCCUCAGGUCGCGCUUCAGUCGUGCUAAGCACAUGAUUCGCAAUAAGAAGACUGCUCUGUUUGGUCACAACCUUUUCCUCGAUCUCAUCUACUUUUACAGAACCUUUAUUGGUGCGUUGCCGGACACUGUCGAGGAGUUUGGCUCCCUGAUUCAUGAGCUGUUCCCCAUUAUUGUCGAUACAAAGUACAUGGCAACACACAACUGCGGAGACAUCAACCCUCAGUCAUCGCUUGAACAGAUAGCAUACAAGCUCUCACAACAACAGAAGCCCAAUGUCAUCACUCACGAACAGUACAACAAGUAUACCGACACUACAGCGUUCCACGAAGCUGGUUACGACAGUAUGCUCACAGCCGAAGUUGCCGUGCGUCUCUCAGCCAAGCUCGAACUUGCAGGAAGCCAUGACCACGACGAGCAGCAAAACACAACCCCACCCACACCACCUGACUUUGACGGUGGCGGUGUCCAGCUCUCUGAGAGUAAUGUGUCUUCCGUUAUCGGAACAGCCAUCGAUAGUGUCAAGGGCCUUCUCGCAGGGCCGUUCAAAGUAUUGGGGCAAACCAAGUCACCGGAUGAGAACAGCGUACAAACAGAAAGAGAAUCCACCAUCUCAACAACAGAAGACACACUUGCAGAGCAGACUGCCGAACUGGAAGUCACGGAGAACGAGUCGGGUACAACAAGCAAAAAGUCAAAGAAGAACAAAAAGAAGAAGAGGAGCAAGGCAAAGACCGCGACCGCCGCACCUCAAGCACAUCAAGGAGGUCGCUUCGCCCAUGCCACAGCCUUUGACUCACUCCAAGACACCGUCGACGUUUCCGAAUCCGAAGACGUGACGACACCAGAAGAGGUGCUAGAGUUUGACGCUCUGCCCUCGGACGACGCACACGCAUCCGAUCCCGUCGUCGCAGAUACAGAUGGUAUCUCUGACCCUCGAGUCGGCACGUCAUGGGACGGUAUCCCUGUACUGGCACAAAACGAUGCUUGGAAGGCGCGUGAAGCUGAGGUUGGCACUGUGAUGCCUGCUUUCACAUCAGAUUUCUGGAAGGUGUAUGGUAACAAGUUACGUGUAUUCGGCACACAGGAGGGAGUCGCCAUGCUCAAAUGAAGGAGGGAAAGAAGAAAAGUAGAAGCAUUCACUUGACUGCGAAGAGGGGAUAAGCUCACCAUGAUUGGGAUGAGAUGAGUCUAUCCCGCUCCGAGAGUCUGUGAUAGAAACCCAGAGACAACACACGAGUCUACUGUCACUUUCUCUCUCGCGUCUGAGAGGUUUACUGAGAAGUCAGCAGUCGGGCCUUGAAAAUAUGUGAUGCUGCUGACCAGCAAAUCUCUCUUUUCCGAAAGAAGUACAAAGUGAACACUUAGAUAAAAAAAAAACCUUGUCUCUUUGAUAGCGGGGAAAUGACAACAAACACUCACUGUUUCUUACCACCGUCAAAUCAUGCCUCUUUGCUGAGGGAAAGGUGCUUUUCACUUGUUACCUCUCGGGGGACCGAUUGUGAUAUUUC
Aureobasidium subglaciale EXF-2481 is the source of this 2674-nucleotide messenger RNA. RefSeq lists its product as uncharacterized. The transcript has a single exon. Gene Ontology annotation, molecular function: RNA binding; poly(A)-specific ribonuclease activity. Gene Ontology annotation, biological process: nuclear-transcribed mRNA poly(A) tail shortening. Bases 268 to 2274 code for a protein of 668 amino acids. Lineage: Eukaryota; Fungi; Ascomycota; Dothideomycetes; Dothideales; Saccotheciaceae. Gene Ontology annotation, cellular component: cytoplasm. The record is from RefSeq and is a predicted model, not a curated record.